Messenger RNA from Saccostrea echinata, 2006 nucleotides. Its product is annotated as vesicular acetylcholine transporter-like. Gene Ontology annotation, biological process: chemical synaptic transmission; xenobiotic transport; transmembrane transport. The transcript has a single exon. Gene Ontology annotation, molecular function: xenobiotic transmembrane transporter activity; acetylcholine transmembrane transporter activity. Gene Ontology annotation, cellular component: AP-2 adaptor complex; terminal bouton; AP-1 adaptor complex. Lineage: Eukaryota; Metazoa; Mollusca; Bivalvia; Ostreida; Ostreidae. Bases 179 to 1828 code for a protein of 549 amino acids. The record is from RefSeq and is a predicted model, not a curated record.
UAAAUAUAAACAGGACCCACUUUCUUUCUACUCUUUAAGGACUCGCUGCACAAAGAGGGAAGGUCCUAAAGUGUUGUGAAGGAGAGGAUUCAGUGGAUGACGGAGAAUCCGCAAAUCUUGUUGACAAUUUUCAAGGUACUGUACUCAGUUUCCAAGGAUUUUAAUUCUAAAUUUGGAAAUGGAAUAUGUACAGGAUUUGGUCCGAGAGAAAUGUAGUAGCUUCUUGCAGAUUAUGAAUGAUAGGAUUAAUGACCCUAUCCAGCAGAGGCGCCUCGUACUCAUUAUUGUGUGUAUAGCUUUGCUUCUGGAUAAUAUGCUUUACAUGGUCAUUGUACCAAUAGUUCCUCUUUAUCUGGAUAAAUACUUUGAGGAUGAGGGGGUUCUAACAGGAAGUGGCACUGGAAACGACUCUACGCUGUACAACUACACUGAUUUUAAUAAUGGUACUAUCACCAACAUUACAACCACUUUUUCAACAACAACGAAAAAGCCAUUAGCUUAUGCCGAAGGAGGAGGCGCAAUUGGUGUCCUUUUUGCAUCAAAGGCAAUUGUGCAACUUUUCAUUAAUCCAUUUACUGGAGCUUUAAUAGAUAGAAUAGGAUAUGAUCGACCUUUAAUGAUUGGAUUAUCUAUCAUGUUUUUCUCGACGAUUGCGUUUGCUUUUGGCGAAAGUUACGCUGUCCUGUUCGUGGCAAGAAGUUUACAAGGUGUUGGCUCUGCGUUUGCUGACACUUCAGGACUUGCAAUGAUUGCAGAUAGAUUUAGAGACGACGCUGAACGAACAAAGGCUCUAGGAAUAGCCCAAGCCUUCAUAUCAUUUGGUUGUUUGGUUGCACCUCCAUUUGGUGGUGUUCUUUUCGAGUUUGCUGGAAAGGUCGUUCCUUUUAUAUUUCUCUCUUGUCUGUGUUUAAUAGAUGGCGUCCUUCUCCUUUUCGUAAUGAAACCUAUGAGAAAAGAAAGGGAACUCUCUGAAGAUGGACUUAAAGGAACCCCAAUAUAUCGGCUUUUGAUAGAUCCAUAUAUCGCGGUGGCAGCAGGAGCUCUUGCAAUGUCUAAUGUAUCUCUUGCGUUUUUGGAACCUACUAUUGCACUUUGGAUGCAAGGUACCAUGGAUGCUUCUGAAUGGGAAAUAGGAUUUGUUUGGCUUCCUGCCUUUUUACCAUAUAUCGGAGGCGUUUACUUAACGGUAAGACUCGCAAAAAACUAUCCAAAAUAUCAGUGGCUCAUCACUUCCGUGGGGCUAAUCAUCGAAGGGACAUGCUGUCUGGCUAUUCCGUUUGCUAAACAAUUUUUUGUGGUAUUAUUUCCAAUAAUGGGACUGUGUUUGGGAGUAGCCCUUGUCGAUACAGCAAUUUUACCCACUUUAGGCUACCUUGUUGACCUGAGAUAUGUAUCAAUAUACGGAAGUGUUUAUGCUAUUGCCGACAUAUCAUAUUCCUUGGCAUAUGCUCUUGGUCCCGUUAUGGCCGGUCAGAUCGUACAGACAAUCGGGUUUCUAUGGCUUAAUGUUGCCAUAUUUCUCAGUAAUGUACUGUAUGCCCCGCUACUGUUGUGUCUGCGAACUAUAUACCUAUACAAACCUGUAGAAGAUGAGCGGGACGUUCUCAUCGAUGAUCCCCCUUCUAAACAGUACAACACCUACAUACAAAAUGGCUGUUUCUCUAACGGACACCUAAAAGAAAUUGGAAAUGCAGCAGGACAAAAUCAUUUAAAAUGGGAAACAUUUGAAGAUAAUGACACAACCUCUGUGAAUACUAAAAAUGUAGAAAUGGACAGUUAUGAACCAAAAGAAAAUGGCGCCUCAUUUUCCUUUUAUUACAAACACUGAUCAUUAUAAACUUUCCUGUUUUAUACUUAUUUCUACAACUGAAAAAUGUAAUUCCUGAUGUAAAUAUAUAGAACAAGUUCUUACUAUCAAGUAAUACGCGCUUUUUGAUUAUCAUAAAAGGCUUUUUAAUAUGCUUGUGUUUUCCAUUAUAAAAAAAAUGUCUAUUUAAUAGAAAUAA